AUGUCCAUAGGGCGUUCAAAGAGUUUCCACCAAGGACAUAUGGUAUUGUAUUCCAUGACACCUCAAUGUAAGCCGCACGAGUUCAGUGAUUUGCCGAUUCGACAUAUGCUUCAUCGGGUGAGAUACUUAUUGACUAUGAUUCUCCGGCAACAAUCUCUGGGGAGCACUCAAGAUAACCAAAAAAUCGGCAUAUACAAACACGAUUCACUAGAAGUCAAUAUCCCCAAAUGUAGGAGCUCCAAGUUGUUGUAUAGAUGGGAAAGCCAACUAGCUUACACUACCGCAGCACAGGGAGUGAUGAAGGACUUAAGUUCUCGUUUUGUCCUGUUGAGGAGGGCAGCUGUCUCUAAGGGUUUACCAUCGGACAGACUGGACGAGCUUGAGCAAUUAACCUAUCAAGUUGUUUUGGACGAACUGCUUAUUAGAACAGGAAAAUCAGUUGAAACACUCCAAAGUGUAAGAAUCAGUCAAUGGGGAGUGCAAAUACAGUUUGUGGAUGAGACUGGUGAAGGGACUUUGUCAUCGGAUAUGUCAGUCUAUGCCAAAACUGAGACAGGAGAUAUUUAUCAUGUCCAGCGCCAAGGACAGGUCCAUGUUCCUUAUGGAUGUGGGAGUUUGAUAUUCAGUGUCCCGGCCGACUUCGAAAAGCAAUUAUCAGCACAUUAUCCAACUGAUUUAUCUGAAGGAGAAUGA
Molecule: messenger RNA, 693 nt
Organism: Tremella mesenterica DSM 1558
Lineage: Eukaryota; Fungi; Basidiomycota; Tremellomycetes; Tremellales; Tremellaceae
Exons: 2
Coding region: 1-693 (230 amino acids)
Source: RefSeq, a predicted model, not a curated record